This is a messenger RNA of Topomyia yanbarensis, 745 nucleotides long. RefSeq lists its product as uncharacterized. Bases 1 to 579 code for a protein of 192 amino acids. Lineage: Eukaryota; Metazoa; Arthropoda; Insecta; Diptera; Culicidae. The record is from RefSeq and is a predicted model, not a curated record. The transcript is spliced from 4 exons.
AUGAAACUGGCGUGGUGUGUUCUCCUAGUCACGCUAGUGAUGAACGUUUCGACUGUGAUUGGUUCUUCCGACAUGGAAAGUAGUGAUUACAGUAAUUCUACGAAAGUUCUAACCCGCCGAAAACGAUAUUUAAUUUUCCGUGACAUAUCGAGAGGAUUUGUUCGUGUCAAUAUUAAGGACAGAAUGGCAGACAGCACAAACAUCUGGGCCCAAGGUGUUGGAUACCGUUUGAACGUUGAAUACAACAAUCCACCCGGACUCAGAAUUACCAAACGCGACCUGCAUAACUCGAUUGAGGAAAUGUUACAAACGCAUGGCUUUGAUGGAAGAGCGUGUAUUUUGCGAACCUUCUGUGAGAUAUCGAAAAUGGUUACACCAGCCAGUGGAUUUGUUUUCAAGCUAUUCAAAAAAAUAUUCGCACAUCCCAGACCAACUGACGUUAGUUCCACCGGUUCUAAUAGUUUACCCCAAGGCGAUGAAAUUUACUUUCCGUAUCUCAAAUCGAACGAUUGCGAGGAGCUGGAACGUCACUGUCCGAUAUCGCAGCUGGAAUUACCAGAAGGAAGUGAAGAGCGAUGAUGGCGAGAAAUGUUUACUAGUGUCCUGUACCAACAAUCAACAUCCGGGCUCUGCAAUGCUCUAAACAUAUUUUCUUUGUUAGAUCCGGUUAUGGAAAAAAUAUCACUUACUUUUGCCUUUAUACUAACAAGAAGACUUCGGAUACAAUACAGAUGGGAAGAUGUAA